Molecule: messenger RNA, 543 nt
Organism: Drosophila hydei
Lineage: Eukaryota; Metazoa; Arthropoda; Insecta; Diptera; Drosophilidae
Gene: spt4
Product: transcription elongation factor SPT4
Exons: 3
Coding region: 99-449 (116 amino acids)
Biological process (GO): positive regulation of DNA-templated transcription, elongation; regulation of transcription elongation by RNA polymerase II; chromatin organization
Cellular component (GO): nucleus; DSIF complex
Molecular function (GO): RNA polymerase II complex binding; zinc ion binding
Source: RefSeq, a predicted model, not a curated record
ACUAGUCUUUCGUUGUAUGUUUAUGAAUAGCUGAAUUUCUUGCUGAGCUAACAAAAAAUAAUUAAAUACCGGCUCCAUUUUUGCUGUUAAGUUUUGAAAUGUCCUUUGAUGCUAUACCUAAAGAUCUGCGCGGGCUACGCGCCUGUCUAGUAUGCUCCCUUGUAAAGACUUUCGAUCAAUUCGAGACUGAUGGCUGUGAAAACUGUGAAGAGUUUCUGCGUAUGAAGAAUAACAAGGACAAUGUGUACGAUCACACAAGCAACAAUUUUGAUGGCAUCAUCGCUCUGACAACGCCCACAGACUCCUGGGUAGCAAAAUGGCAACGACUUGCACGUUUUACGCGUGGCAUCUAUGCAAUUUCCGUAUCGGGUACUCUGCCACAGUCGACCAUUCGCGACAUGAAGAACCGCGGAAUUGCUUACAAGACAAGAGAUAGAAGUCAGCGCUAAUCAGCUGCGUAUUUGGCGUAUAAAAUAUGUAGUUUAUUUUAAGUAAUAACAAAACCUCAAACACAUACAUCUAGAAUAAAAUACAGUUUUAAGU